AUAUUCUUAGUUAUUCUGAAAAUGUCGGACAAAAAUAUUAAGAAAAAGGAAUAUAGAUAUGAGGAUUAUCCAAUUUUACGCACAAUUCAGGAAAAUGUUAUUGGAAAUGAUUUGAUAAUACACGGACCAUAUGGACCUCGGAAAGUUGUUUACUGUGAUUAUACAGCAUCUGGAAGAUGCUUAGCGUUUAUAGAAGACACAAUAAGACAGCAUGUAUUACCGGUUUAUGCUAAUACGCAUUCUUCUACAGGUUACAAUGCUAUACAAACUACUAAAUUUAGAGAAGAUGCCAGGCAUAUAAUAAAACAAUGUGUGAAUUGUGGUAAGAAUGACGUAGUUAUUUUUACUGGUAGUGGUUCUACGUCAGCCUUCCAUAAAUUAGCUUGGGCUUUAAAGAUUAAUUUGCUUAGAGUGGCAGAGGAAACGGUUGUGAUAGUUGGACCAUAUGAGCACCAUUCUAACACACUCCUUUGGAGGGAGUAUGGAACACAAGUUGUUCGUAUUAGAGAUGAUGAAAAUGGUUAUGUUGAUACUAAACAUCUUGAAGAGGAAUUGAAGUUUUGGAAAGAGAAAAGGCAACACGUUUUAGUAGUGAUGUCAGCGUGCAGUAAUGUGACGGGCAUUGUAACAGACACAGAUACUGUAGCAGUGUUAGCACACAGUCAUGGGGCUUUAGUCGUAUUUGAUUAUGCAUCUGGAGGUCCUUAUCUGAAAAUGGACAUGAAUUCAUCAGAAAAAGGUUACAAGGAUGCUAUCAUACUGAGUCCACAUAAAUUUGUUGGUGGUCCAGGAACUCCAGGUAUUCUUUUCGCAAAGAAAUGGAUAUUUAAAAAUUCUGUUCCUGAUAGAACUGGAGGAGGGACUGUUUUAUAUGUGACGAAACAAACGCAUUGGUAUAGCAGUAAUAUAGAAGAACGAGAAGAGGGAGGGACACCAGAUAUCAUCGGCUGUAUAAGGGCAGGACUGGUGUUUCAACUGAAACAGAAUGUGGGAACAGAUAUAAUACAUCAUAGAGAGGAAGAAUCUUGUCAGAAAGCUUUCAAUAUCUGGUCAGUUAAUCCGAGUAUUCAUAUAUUGGGAAGUCAAACUGCAAAUCGAAUACCAAUAUUUUCUUUUUUGACUAUCCACCAUGCUACCGGUAAACUUGUUCAUCAUAAUUUCAUUUCAUUAUUGCUGAAUGAAUUGUUUGGGAUACAAGCUAGAAGUGGCUGCGCAUGUGCAGGUCCAUAUGGACAGGAUUUGCUGGGCAUAUCGGAACCUCUAGCAAAAAAAUUCAUUACUUAUCUACAAGAUAAACGUCCGGGGUACGAGAAGAAUGGGCCAACAAAACUGGAAAUACUUAAACCAGGAUUCACCAGACUUAAUCUCCCAUACUUUUAUGACGAUGAGCACAUAAAUUAUAUAAUACAAGCGGUUGACAUGGUUACAAAACAUGGAUGGAAACUUUUACCUCAGUAUACUUUCGAUGGGCAGUCUGGAACUUGGCAUCAAAGAGCAGAAGGUCAUAUGGACGUAAAUACACUUAUUCGUCUACGAGAUCUUGACUUCAAUAACAAGAGGCAUUUAGACUUGACGAAGAACUCAACAGUCAAGAAAGGACCUUCAUUUAAAGAAAUUUUAAAUAAAGCUCAGAAAAUGUUUAAAGAUACAGAAACAAGUUUAAAGGCAUGUAACAAAAUUAAACAUAUUAAAUCAUCGAUUUUGUACACGAUCAAGACACACAUACAUUCAACUUAUUGAAAGUCCUACUUAUAAAAGAGAGGCAAAAGAUACCAAAGGAACAUUCAAACUCACAAUUCGAAAACAAACUGACAACGUCAUAGCAAAAAAACGAAAAAAGACCAAAACACAAGAUAGAAAACUAAAGACAGAGCAAUACGAACCCCACCAAAAACCGGGG
Mytilus californianus (California mussel) is the source of this 1900-nucleotide messenger RNA. Its product is annotated as probable cysteine desulfurase. NCBI's taxonomy places the organism in Eukaryota, Metazoa, Mollusca, Bivalvia, Mytilida, Mytilidae. Bases 22 to 1740 code for a protein of 572 amino acids. The transcript has 19 exons. The record is from RefSeq and is a predicted model, not a curated record.